This is a messenger RNA of Dicentrarchus labrax (European seabass), 2838 nucleotides long. It is a transcript of the gene klhdc3l, whose product is annotated as actin-fragmin kinase. Bases 745 to 2085 code for a protein of 446 amino acids. Gene Ontology annotation, molecular function: protein binding. Gene Ontology annotation, cellular component: Golgi apparatus. The transcript has 7 exons. The record is from RefSeq and is a predicted model, not a curated record. Lineage: Eukaryota; Metazoa; Chordata; Actinopteri; Moronidae.
GUCUACAAGAAUAAAGUCGUAAUAUUUAUUUAACAUUACGAGAAUAAAGUCGUAAUAUUACGAAAAUAAAGUCGUAAUAUUACGAGAAUAAAGUCAUAAUAUUAGGUCUACAAGAAUAAAGUCGUAAUAUUUAUUUAACAUUACGAGAAUAAAGUCAUAAUAUUAUGAGAAUAAAGUCAUAAUAUUAGGUCUACAAGAAUAAAGUCGUAAUAUUUAUUUAACAUUACGAGAAUAAAGUCAUAACAUUACGAGAAUAAAGUCGUAAUAUUACGAGAAUAAAGUCAUAAUAUUAGGUCUACAAGAAUAAAGUCGUAAUAUUUAUUUAACAUUACGAGAAUAAAGUCGUAAUAUUACGAAAAUAAAGUCAUAACAUUACGAGAAUAAAGUCGUAACAUUACGAGAAUAAAGUCGUAAUAUAACGAGAAUAAAGUCAUAAUAUUAGGUCUACAAGAAUAAAGUCAUAUUACGAGAAUAAAGUCGUAACAUUACGAGAAUAAAGUCGUUCUACAUGAAACUACUAAAAUAAUUUUAUAUUCCAAAUUCAUUCCAAGCAUUAAAUUAUUUUCCAUGUUCAACCAAAAACAUUCAAGUACAGUGUGAGUAUUUUCCCAUAGUGCCUGAAGGAAGUUAGACAUAUUGGAUUAGCAAAGUUUGUUUACAUUUCAGUAUGUCAAGAACAUUAAAAUUGUGAAAGAACAUUUCAGACAAUAUUUUAACUUUGAUGUUGUGUCUUUUAGAAAAUGAAUGUGGACGAUGCCAAUUAUGAGUCAAAGUAGCCCCUGCCUGUGGACUCGGCUCCCCCAGAGCAGUCGGUCCCCAUGUAACCGCUUCAAGCACGCCUGCUGCAGCUAUGAUGGAAAUGUCUACGUCCUGGGAGGAAGAGACAACAGCUGUCUGAGGGACUUCUGGAGGUACAGCGUGGUGCAUGACGAGUGGACGGAGUUGAACUGCACCGGUGAAUCUGCACCAGAAGAACUAGAGGAACAUUCUAUGGUGGCUCAUGAGGGUUUCUUCUACGUGUUUGGAGGCAUGCUGGAUUCUGCAUACACCAAGUGGAGAUGUCCCCUGUGGGUGUUUGACAUUGCGAAGCAGAAGUGGGUGCACUGCCAGGGAAAGACGAGCUCCCCUCAGACCCAAAUGCCCACCAACAGAAAGGGCCACAGUGCUGUGGUGGUUGGCUCUGCCAUGCUGCUGUACGGAGGCUUCGUAGACAUGAAAGGAUCCUCGCAGGACUUUUGGAGUUUGGAUUUUGAUACCAUGGCUUGGUCCCUGCUGAAUGAUUCUCAGCAGGGCUCAUUAGGCCCAGGCCCCAGACACAGUCACUCAGCCAUCGCCUACCAGAGCUGCAUGUACCUGUUCGGGGGCCUGAAAGGCUUGCGGGAGCAGAGAGACUUCUGGAGGUGGAAUUCCUCCACCAACAUAUGGAGUUCCCUCAGAAACAAGUCCGGCCCCUCCAGACUCAUGGGUCACUCAGCCGUGGCCUACAAAAACGGUAUGCUCCUUUUCGGGGGAGGCGAGAGCCAGAACUCUCCACAGAACUGCCUGUGGAGGUACAACUUCACCACGCAGACCUGGGGGCAGGUUGCCACACUCCCAGGAACUCCCAACCCCCCCGACAAGAUUCACCACUGCUGCGUGGGGCUGGGUCCCAGCUACAAGUCCAACCCCGGUAGCCCCGACUCCAGCUCGGAACUCCAACCCAGGCUGCUGGAUGGGAGGAUGAGGCCCUUCAAAAACAAGUGCUUCCCCGCCCAGCUCACCUUCUUGGGAUCGGAGGGAGGUAUCGAGCUGGAGACCUUUGGCCCGGACCGGUGCUACGGUCACAAAACACUCACACAAUCCUCAGAACUGGACAACAGCAAAGAGGCGUUGACGGGGAAAGAUGCGCUCCGGAUUGGAAACUGUCUGACCUUUGAAAACAAGGCUUUCAGGAAACAGUGGAGCUGCACAGACGAGGACCUCCUGGAUGAGGAGGUCGGGGACGUAGGCCAGAACCUGCCUGAUCUGCUGCUGGUGCUGGGGGGAAGACCCUGCUCCAGACACUGUCCUAUCUCCAUAUGGCAGAUGACUCUGACAGACUCGUAACAGCCUGAAGAACAAACCUUUUCUCUGAAUCAGUGUUACAUCGUCACCUAACCUUUGUUAGAUCGUGUAUAUGUUUGAAGAGUUUACUGACACAAAUAUUUUUUAUAAUCCUGUUACUUUUGUAACUUGACUGUUGAUGUUGUUAUGCAUUUAUCACACACUUCCUACAUGCAGAAAUAAAUUAUCCGAAGCUGCAGUCAUUAACAAUUUCAGUAGUAGUAUCACCUAAAUUACACACGAUGGCGCCAGAGCUCAGCGUUCGGCAGUCUAACAACCUUAAUCUACCACUGACUGACUGAGUGACAUAUAUUACAGAUACUUCAUAUUAUCUUCAACAAUAACAGAACAACAGAAACUGCAGGAAGUUUGAGUGAAAUUAUGAAUUUUGAGCAGAUUAUAUAUAUAUAUAUAUUUUACUGAUAUUUUUAUGAACUUUAUAUACAAUUUUCUGUCUGUAUUAUAUUUGUAACCACUGUUCUAACGUAUGACCUAUCACUGUUGGGGACAUAUGGGCCACAGUGCUGGGCUCGUGGAAGGCCAACUGAAAAGUGCUGUAAAUGUUCUGCUGCCAGAAAUACUAAAAUAGCCCCCCCAAAAAAAGAUGCACUUCCUGUUUGAGCUUACUGAAAAGUUUGUUGGUUUUGCUCUUUUAAUUUGUCAGUGAUAAUAAAAAAUAUGAAAGAAGCCUUUAUCCUUCAUGGUUGUUAAAGGGACAGUUCACCCUAAAAUAAAAACAUCCCAUAUUUGCCCUUA